AUGCCUUCUGACUCCUUUAAUUCAUUCUCCCUCAUCCUCCUCAUCUCCAUCAUCUCCCUCUUAACCGCUCUGCCCCAAACAAUUGCAUUCAGACCUUUAGCUCCGUUCAUUCCGAAUGCUCAACGUCAAUUCACAACUUCCAACUCCCUCCGUGGUACUUUCUCUCAAGGAUCUAGUUCCAGUCACUAUGCUAACGUCUUUUUUCAAACGACUAUCCCAUCAUUCAAUCCUGACCAAACCGAGGGCAUUAUCGAUAUCAAGUGCAAUGCCGACGAUGAUACCAUCACGUUGGUUGUAGACGACGAGGCAUCAAGACAGACAAUAGAAUCGUGGCCCGACAAGGUUAUGGUAAUGAUCAACGACAAGUGGAACUGUUUCGGUAAAGAAGGAGCGCAAUUUUACUUGGUUGGAAAUAAGACUGUGAAUGCGACAGAGAAUAGUGUCAAAUUUACCACUUCUCCCUGUCAAGUGCUAAAGUGGUCGAAUAAUUUUGUAAUUGAUCUCAACUGGGAACACAAAAAAAAGCGGUCCACACCUCGUCGUUCCGUAUCACGAAGGUUCGAUGUGGACAAAGACCAGGAAAUCGAUCUUUCUGCCCUAUUCGACCCCAACACUGAUGCUUCAUCCAAGCCCAACAUUCCUCUUUUGACUGUCGGAAGUACCGUAUCAGAAUCCAUCAGCUGCGCAAACUGUUUUCUUAGAGGCAACGCAACAGUUUCACUUCAUAUCGAGGGCCAAUCCCUACCACCCAAGAUUACCAACGCUACACUUUCGAUUAAUGGGAAUUUGGAUAUAAACAUGGAUCUAAAAUUCGAUACAACACUUUCUGGAACUCUUUCAACUCCUGACGUACAGCUACUCGAGGUUCCACUGACGCCGUUGGGAGUACCUAAUUUAUUCAAUAUCGGACCAAGCAUCAUAUUAGCCGCAUCUGCAAACCUUCACGGAUCAGCCACAGUUUCGCUUACCACGGGUGGUUUGAUCUCAUAUCCAAACUUUAGCGCUUCUGCCUCACUACUCGACGAUGCUGCAUCCUCUUUCACACAUGCCGGGUUUGAUCCAGUUAUUACGAUGAAUACGUCCCCCCCUACCGUCGGAUUAACGGUCUCGGCAGGCGUAGCUGGAUCACUUAAGCCUCAGCUGGCCUUGAGCGUCAAUGUAAUGGAUGGACUUUUAGAAGCCAAGACAGGAUUACAGGUCGUUACUACGUUGAGUACUGAUGCAACAGUGGGAUCUGAAAAUAAUUGUGCGAAUGCUACCGACGUAAAUUUGGCCACUACCCUUACUGGAAAUUUGGGUUUCUUUGUUGGUUCAACAAAUAUUCCACUUGUCAAUUUUCCCGCAAAGACUCUUGGAUCAACCUGUCUCAAGACUAGUUAG
Messenger RNA from Paraglomus occultum, 1380 nucleotides. NCBI's taxonomy places the organism in Eukaryota, Fungi, Glomeromycota, Glomeromycetes, Paraglomerales, Paraglomeraceae. The record is from the annotation of a GenBank genome assembly.